Molecule: messenger RNA, 2412 nt
Organism: Telopea speciosissima
Lineage: Eukaryota; Viridiplantae; Streptophyta; Magnoliopsida; Proteales; Proteaceae
Product: beta-xylosidase/alpha-L-arabinofuranosidase 1-like
Exons: 7
Coding region: 19-2412 (797 amino acids)
Biological process (GO): xylan catabolic process; arabinan catabolic process
Cellular component (GO): plant-type cell wall
Molecular function (GO): alpha-L-arabinofuranosidase activity; xylan 1,4-beta-xylosidase activity
Source: RefSeq, a predicted model, not a curated record
UAAAGACAAGAAUUAUAUAUGUAUCAAAGCCAAACCAUGGUGGCCCUUCAAGUCGGAUUUGCAUUACUUUUUCUUCUAUCAACUUAUAAUUACUUUGGGGUAGAAGCUGAAUUCAUGGUCUGUGACAGUACAGCAUUCCAACAAAUGAAAAUUGAAAUGGGCAGCUUACGCUUUUGUGACAAGAACCUGCCUUACGAGGUGCGAGCCAAGGACUUGAUAGAUCGAAUGACACUGGAAGAGAAAGUGGCACAGCUUGGAGACAAAGCCAUGGGAGUCCAACGCCUAAACCUACCAGGAUACGAGUGGUGGUCCGAGGCACUCCACGGUGUCUCCGAUGUCGGUCCGGGCACUCGUUUCAAUCAAACAGUGCCUGCUGCCACAAGCUUUCCUACUGUUAUCCUCACCACCUCCUCUUUCAAUGAGACCUUGUGGAAAACCAUAGGCGAGGUGGUGUCGGAUGAAGCAAGAGCUAUGUACAAUCUAGGAUUGGCUGGAUUGACAUUUUGGAGCCCAACCAUUAACGUUGCUAGAGAUCCAAGGUGGGGAAGAAUUACAGAAACACCUGGGGAGGAUCCCUUUGUGGUUGGAAGUUAUGCUGUCAAUUACGUAAGAGGUCUCCAAGAUGUGAAAGGCUUUGAAAUAAGUAGGACUCCAAACUCAAGACCUCUCAAGGUUGGUGCAUGUUGCAAACACUUUGCAGCUUAUGAUGUUGACAAUUGGAAGGGGACUGAUCGCUACCAUUUCGAUGCCCAGGUGACGGCGAGGGAUAUGAUAGAGACCUUUAUUGAACCAUUUAGGAUGUGCGUCAAGGAUGGAGACGUAGCCAGUGUAAUGUGUUCAUAUAAUCGAGUGAAUGGCAUUCCAGUCUGUGCUGAUCCUGAGCUCUUGAAUGGGACAAUCAGGCAGCACUGGAAUCUCAAUGGUUAUAUUGUGGCUGAUUGCGAUUCAGUUGAAGUUAUGGUUAAUGGUCAUAAAUUCCUUAACGAUACACCAGUAGAAGCUGUUGGGCAAGCACUAAAUGCCGGGAUGGAUUUGGAUUGCGGGAAAUACUAUCCAAAUUAUGCGACAUCAGCAGUGAAGCAAGGGAAGGUGAAGGAGUCUGAAAUCGAUGAGUCUCUGAAGAACCUUUUCAUUGUUCUAAUGAGGCUUGGGUGGUUUGAUGGUAGCCCUGGUGGGUACUCAGGACUAGGGAAGAACGACGUAUGUUCUCCGGCACAUCUUGAGUUAUCGGCCGAAGCCGCAAGACAAGGCAUUGUCUUGCUCAAGAAUGAUAAGAAUACUUUGCCAUUGAUCAUUGGAACUGGAAAGCCCAAGUUUGCCGUUGUUGGACCCCAUGCAAAUGCCAGUGUAGCAAUGAUCGGUAACUAUGCACUAAAGAGUGGUGUAGCAUGCCAUUAUUCAAUACCAAUUGAUGAGAUCGCCGAGAAUGGAGAUGUGGUCUAUGCAGCUGGAUGCCAAAACGUGAAAUGCCCAAACAGUGAUGGGAUCGGUCAAGCAGUUCAGGUCUCGAAGCAAGCCGAUGCAACCUUCAUCUUUGUAGGACUGGACCUUUCAAUUGAGGCCGAGAGCUUGGAUCGAAAUGAUCUCAACUUCCCUGGCUUUCAGAAGUCACUCAUCACCCAAAUCAGUGAAGCUGCCACCAAGCCAGUCAUUGUCGUCAUUUUCUCUGCAGGAGGCAUCGAUAUCUCCUUCUUGCAACAAGACCCCAAGGUUCAAGCCAUCGUUUGGGCCGGCUACCCUGGGGCCGAGGGUGGCCGUGCCAUCGCGGACGUGAUUUUUGGCAAGUACAACCCAGCUGGUCGUCUUCCGAUUACAUGGUACCCGGCAAGCUAUGUAAAUCAACUACCGAUGACAUCAAUGCCGCUGAGGCCAAUCCCGGAGUCUAAUUACCCAGGAAGGACAUACAAGUUCUAUAAUGGAUCAACCAUCUAUCCCUUCGGCUACGGAUUGAGCUACACCACCUUUAAGUAUGCCAUUAGGUCGACAACAAAUCCGGUUAUGUUGAACCUGGGGCAGUUCCAACAAUGCAAGCCGCUCCAGUUCUUGGACGGUAGGAAGACAGAUUGCCCAGCCAUCCUAGUGGAUGAAACACAUUGCACUCAACUGGUGAUGGUAAAAGCAAUGGUGACCAACACUGGAAAAAGUGAUGGACCACUUGUUGUGUUUGUUUACUCCGUCCCACCAUCCGGCAUUGUUGGAACACCCAUCAAGAGACUUGUUGGAUUCAAGCGAGUGUUUGUAGCAGCAGGAACGUCACAGGUAGUGUUGUUCAAAUUGAAUGCUUGUCGUGAUUUCAACAUUGUCACUGACGAUGCUUAUGAGCUAUUACCGUCUGGACAACAUACGAUCAUUGUGGGAAAUGGAGAUGAUGCAGUUUCAACUCAAAUUACUAUUGGUUUUAACCACAAUUAG